This is a messenger RNA of Suillus fuscotomentosus, 2644 nucleotides long. RefSeq lists its product as uncharacterized. The record is from RefSeq and is a predicted model, not a curated record. NCBI's taxonomy places the organism in Eukaryota, Fungi, Basidiomycota, Agaricomycetes, Boletales, Suillaceae. The coding region runs from base 159 to 2567 and encodes 802 amino acids. The transcript has 4 exons.
GUCGUCUCCAGCAGUGAUCAGCUUUCAUUCCAACUGCUGUGGGGCAGCCUAACGUUUGAGACGUGCUCUAUUUAUGUAUUCUGCCUCAAAUCAAUCUUUUUUCACUGUGUCUAGUGGUCCUAACUUUCAAGCUCUUCUCAACUCGGAAGGAUUCCAGGAUGUCUCAAGGAUGGCUCGAACGUGACGGAGACCUCUCAGUACUUGCUGAGACUGAUCUAAAUCGCUCCGUGGACUCUGGCUUUGUCGACAUUACCAUGGGAUCUCCAGCAUCAAUCCCUACACCGAGUACCAGACGAAACCGGAUGUCUACUCACGAUCGGAUCAACAGCGCACUCCAAACACUGCGGGAUGGUCGCAUAUCUAUCCUAGACUUCCUCGUCACAAUACUGGACCCUGCUGAUGCAUCUUAUGCGACUUAUCGUGACCGUUUUUAUGUUCCUUCUGUGACGGAGAAGAAUUUGGGUACGGGGAGGUUGGAAAAAGUGCUAGACUUUCUGUGGGAGGAUCCGCGAAGUCAGGCCCGUGUCCUCGAGUGGAUGCGUCCGCAUGCCCUCUCAUAUGUCUGUGAUGCUGUGUACGGUGAAAUGGACCAGGUCAAACAGUGCCUCCAUGUCAAGCUCAAUACCAUUACUCCUGAACUCCUCCUUGCCUGCAAUGUCGAAACAACUCUUUCCUCUGUCGUACACGAACAUGCACCUGUACUUUGCGAAAUUAUUGCAAGCGCUGCUCAAACCGCACGUGCAAAGGCGAAGAAUAAAGUUAAAGAUUGUGGUAUUGCCUGCAAUGUUAUUAUCACACAACUUGCGGUACAGCGCUCAUACCACAGUAUUUUGUUUUCUGCACCAUUCACGCUCUUUCUUUGGACGAAUGGUGCCUCACGUCAAACUAUUGAAGCAUUUCAUAAGUGUGGCCUGUGUAUAUCAUUCACUUCGCUCCUCAAACUUCUCGAAAUCCUCGCUGAUCAAUGCAUCGAACGAGCACGCAGGAUUGCGAGAGGACCACAUGUCAUGUGCUACGAUAAUAUCAAUAUCAGCACGUCAAUUUUCGUUGAACAACGUGCAUCUGGGCCGGCCAAGGUCCAAUCAGGAACUUUUGCCAUCCUUUAUGAGGUUCGAAAUGGUAACCCUGCUCAUAUGCGCCUUUCCCCCAUCCUUCAACGAGCACAAGCAGCUACUGAUUUGAUGUUCAAUGCUAAUAUACGCCCAACCCGCGAUCAGAUAGCAUCACAUCAUGCACAACUUCAGGUGCAUAUCGUCAACAUCUUGCUCGAGCACUGCACGAACUUCAAGGGCUUUACGAGAUUACAACACCAUGAACGCCGAAAGCUUCCGGCAGGCUAUCGUACAAAGCAAUACCCUCUCCGCACGUCAACUAUAGAUGAAAGCUCGAUUUCGGGGAACAUAGCUGUUGUAAACGAUGUCUAUAUCAAUCAGUUGAAGAUGAGCCAUGAAGAGCUCUUGGAUCGUGCGAUUCCGAGUUUCAAUGACCAGUCAACCAAUGCUCGCAUUCGUGGCGCGAAGGCUCUUCGAACUCAGGACAUCAAUCCAUUUACGCAACUUCAGACUAUUCAACUUGGAUUCGGGCUGUUCCACCUCUGUUUGAACCUUGUCUGGGCACUUCUUCAUGUUCAUCGUGGAUCCAUACAUCAACUUGGCAGUCUUUCGUACUUUUUUGCUCUUCUUGAUCGCACUCGACUUGGCUGCGAGCACCCCGACUAUCAUACUCUCUUAUCCACCCUACUGCAAAUUCUUCACGGCAUAAUUUUGAACAGCUGGAAGGUUGAAUGCGGUUACGACUCUCUGGCGGCUUUUGCAUCAUCGAAACCAACUACAGAUGAUCUGCUGAACAUUUCGAAUACGAUUCUUUCAAAUUACGCAACACCUGCUUACGAGUCUUCGAAGAAGAAGAAACAGUCUGCCUUUCCCUUGGAAGAUCCUGAACUCGAUGAUGUGGCCCAUCGGAAUCUUCGGCUGUUAACACGAGACCUGCUCUAUGUGCUGGAGUUGGUUACUGCAAUUUCAGACGGUGAUUGGGGUCGAGUCGAGGACAUUCUGGGUAGCUUGGCAAUGAUAUUUCGUGGUGCAGGCUCCAACAAUUAUUGCACCGAAAUCCUGCACUUCCUCUUCAACCUGAAAAAGGUUUGGACCGCCGAAUUUGCGAAUAUCAUGCGUGAUAAUGCACUUGUUAACUUCAGCGGUCUUGACGGUCACAGCAUGCCUAUUGACUUGAAUAUCGAGCACUGCAUAAAGUUUCUGAAGCAAUUCUUCGCAGCAAAGGGUGUUUAUGCAACAUGGGAUCGUCUUGGAGACAUCUCUGCGACCGUCGAUCUUCUUCAAAAUGUCAAAAAACAAGUUGGACAUGCGCUGGGAAUUGCUUAUCAUGGUCUCACUCAUAUAUCCCCGGAUACUUCAGCAUCAGUGUGGAAGGUAGCAAAGAAGAUAGACGAGCUCAGACUUCAUCAGUUCACCUCCGAACGAAUGGACGAUGAUGUGGUACGACCAGUGACUGAUGCUCUCAUGACAGGCGAGAAGAAAAUGAAGGCAUCAACCUUAACGACAUUCAACUGAAAGGUUCGCAACAUGUUGGCAGGAGAGGGUUUUGAGCAAGAUGAAGAUGAAAUUCCUCGACCUUCAUUCGAUUUGAG